CAUGUGUACUUUCAAGUGAGUCACGAACAUUCCCGGAACGAUCCGACCUUACCUGCCUACUUUGGUUUUUUGUGCCUCUCUCGAAUGUUCACACGCCAAGUCUGAAAACCAGCUACGAACGCUUUCAUCUCGUAGUUUUAACCUAAAUAUCUGAUAAUUAGUUAAACGUCUUUAAAAAGUGCAAAACUUAUUGUUACUAGUUCGGCAUUGUUAUUAAAAGUUGGCGGACUACUGUCACUGAGAGACGUCUAUACAAGUGCAAAACGUGAAACAUUUGAAAAAUGACAUGCGAAUCGGUUACUCGAACUUUGUAAAAUGUGGAACGGUAUUUUUUACGGAUAAAGUGGUACCAAAAGUGUUAAUUGGAUAGAAGGAUACUAGUGAAAAGUCUGGGUUGGGUGAAAUAAUAUUCGAUGGAGAAAUUCCUCAAAGCCAUGACGUAUUCGUUAUUCAGUUAGCGUCGGAAAAUGGCAAAAUUCAUCAGAAGAAGUUUGAUUUUUUGCACCUUCUUUGUCGCUAGCGCCGCUUUGGCCCUACUGUUGACGGCGUUGGGAACCAAGCAUUGGGCCGAGGCGGGCGCCAAAAGACUGAAAAACCCCGUGGAAAGUGACGGAAAAAUACAUUUCGGGCUGUUCGAGGGCAAGAAAGAGCUCAACGUCGCAUAUGGGUGGAGAACAUAUGAAAUCAAUGUCAUCAACAUGCUCAAAUAUGAGCCGCAAUUCUUAAAUUAUUGGUUAUGGCUCGGAACUGUAUCGACGUUAUGUGCGAGUCUGCUUUUUGCCACAUUUUCGGUAGUUUUCGCAGUGGUGAAUACUACGACUACAACCCAAAGGUGGAUGACCAAGGUAUCUGGAUUGAUGCUAUGGAAUUUUCUUACUCUCUUAGGUGCCCUGUGCGGUAUCGGCUUUUGGUUAGUUCAGCACUAUACAAAAGUACAGUACAACGUUCUUUCAAGGGAAGACAUGAGCAAUGAAUGGACUUCAGAUGGUAUGGCCGAUCUUGGGUAUUCAUUUUGGUUUGUUGUUGGUGCAGCAUCAGCUUCAUUUGUAAAUAUAGUGUUGUUGAUCAUUUCUACCACCGAAAAGGACAUUGAAACGGUCAUACCCGUUCUCGAGGAAAAAACGAAUGGAGCAAUAAUGUUGUAUUAGUUAAGAUAAAAUAAAUGUG
This is a messenger RNA of Cylas formicarius (sweet potato weevil), 1167 nucleotides long. Its product is annotated as clarin-2. Bases 468 to 1148 code for a protein of 226 amino acids. Lineage: Eukaryota; Metazoa; Arthropoda; Insecta; Coleoptera; Brentidae. The record is from RefSeq and is a predicted model, not a curated record. The transcript has 5 exons.